UUCCAAUUAACAUUUGAGUCACUCCAUAUCAUUAGCAGCUCUGUGUGGCGCAUUAGGACCACACAUCGUGCCGGAGACGCACCAGGGCUGGUGGGGCUAAUCUCAACUGACGCAACACCCCUGGGCCUGGCUGAGACAGACGUCACCCUCCGUCAAUACUAGACUGUGAAUGAGUCCCAAAUGGCACCCUAUUCUACUCCCAAAAGAGUGCUAUUUCAGAGGGGUCUUGGUCAAAAGUAGUACACUAUACAGGGAAUAGGAUGCCAUUUCAGGAGCACACUAUCAUCAUCACUGGGCUCGGGGUUUGUUUAGAUCUGAAAUGCCACUUGUAAUGCUGUGUUGUUUGCCAAGCCCACUUCACACUUGUCAAUUCCAUGUCACAACUUUGCAGAUAUUGGAUGAUGGACAGAUGUACAAUAUUGUUUUGUUCUUGUGACUGUGUCAAACCUCUGUGACCUUCUUUACUUCUUCCCUACAGCUAGUGACCCUCAUGACACGCGCACACACACACGCACACGUCCUCAUCAACCAAUCACAUCCUUGUAUUGGUACGAGGAAGAGCCAAGGAUGAAGAAACCUAUAUAUUGGUGGCGCCACUAUUAUGUGACACUUGGACAGGGCUGUGUUUUGUGUGUGGACCAACGGCCAUCUUCGUUCUCUGACAUCCAGCCGUUGUUUUGUUUUCCAAUAGGAUAGUUAUUGUUGAACAUCCAGUCAACAUCCAGAUUAUCGCUGCUGAAUACAGCAUUGAAGGAUACAUUCGGUAUACAGUUUAACCAAUAGGAAAGGUACAGACAGGAGAGAUGCUGUGUUCCCAGCUGCAGGUGUUACUGGUGGCUCUAUCUGCCUCAGUGUUCCUGGCGAGGGUCAGCGCCGCUCCACACAGAGACAUGCUAGCUGAACUACUGAGAGCAGAUACAACCAAGGGCAACGAGGAUCUCUCCCGCACCCUCCUGCUGAAGAUAAUGUCGGACCUGAUGAGCACAGCCGUGGGGGAGAACGAGGUCCUACCGGACCUGGAGGAGGCACUCGGGGUGAGGGAGGAGGUGGUGCGCCAGCUACCCCUCUCCCAUCGGGAACGCAAGGCUGGAUGCCGGAACUUCUUUUGGAAGACAUUCACAUCGUGUUAACUUGCCAAGCAGCCUCUUCUUUGUGCUGGAUCAUUUGAAGACAUAUUUCUUGCAAUGUCACAAAUGUAAAAUGACAGCUACUUUUCCUUUUGCACUGUUCAUGAUCAAUUAAAAGG
Oncorhynchus tshawytscha (Chinook salmon) is the source of this 1246-nucleotide messenger RNA. Its product is annotated as somatostatin-1-like. Bases 804 to 1130 code for a protein of 108 amino acids. The transcript has 2 exons. Gene Ontology annotation, cellular component: extracellular region. The record is from RefSeq and is a predicted model, not a curated record. Gene Ontology annotation, molecular function: hormone activity. Lineage: Eukaryota; Metazoa; Chordata; Actinopteri; Salmoniformes; Salmonidae. Gene Ontology annotation, biological process: regulation of cell migration.